This is a messenger RNA of Prunus armeniaca (apricot), 534 nucleotides long. The record is from the annotation of a GenBank genome assembly. Lineage: Eukaryota; Viridiplantae; Streptophyta; Magnoliopsida; Rosales; Rosaceae.
AUGGCAGGGAUUUCGUCGAAAGAAAACCAACCAGAAGCUGAAAGAUUUGGGGUCAAGGAGCUCUUGCCAGCUUAUCUCAGUCCAAAUCUUCAGCUCCAAGAAUUCCUCACUGGUGUAAGUGUUGCCUCAUGUGGUUCAGGAUAUGAUCCUCUCACUGCUAAAUUAAUGUCUGUGUUAUCAAUGUCCGAUCAACUAGAGAUGUUCAAAAGUUACAUCAGAAAGAUAAAGGCAGCAGUUGGAGAAAACAAAACAGAGAUUAUACUGUCAAUAAGCAUAUUCCUGGAACUUUAUGGACUUGGGGCAAGAAGAAUUGGAGUGAUGAGUCUACUGUGCACCAGUAAUUGGAUGUGUGCCAUCACAGAUUCACAGAGGACAUUGGGUGGGGGCAUACAGAGAGGAUGCUCAGAGUAUGCCAACAAUGCAAGUAUGCUCUUCAACUCCAAACUCUCCACCCAAAUGUACUCUCUCAAUCAACUUCUUCCAGAUGCUAGAAUUGUACCUAUCUUGAUACCUACAAUCCAACCCUUGCUUUAG